GCAUGGUGACGUGUGCGGUGACGCACGGCUGCUUCCGGCGCCGCGGCGGUGCGGGCGGAAGGCGGGCGGAAGCGGCGGCCAUGGCGGCGGCGGGGCCGGCGGGGCCGCGCACCAAGACCAAGAAGAAGCAGAAGCGGUUCGUGCCGCAGCGCGUGAAGGUGCCGCGGGCCGCCGACCCGCUGCUGGCCGUGCUGGCCUGGGGCGUGAACCACCAGAUCAGCGAGCUCAGCCAGGUCCCGCUGCCCGUCAUGCUGCUGCCCGACGACUUUAAGGCCAGCUCCAAAAUCAAGGUCAACAACCACCUCUUCAACCGGGAGAACCUGCCCAGCCACUUCAAGUUCAAGGAGUACUGCCCCCAGGUCUUCCGCAACCUCCGCGAGCGCUUCGGCAUCGACGACCAGGACUACCAGGUCUCGCUGACGCGGAGCCCGCCGCACUCGGAGGGCGGCGACCGGCGCUUCCUGCUCUCCUACGACCGCACGCUGGUGGUGAAGGAGCUGUCGAGCGAGGACGUGGCCGACGUCCACGGCCUCCUCUCCCACUACCACCAGUACGUGGUGAAGUGCCACGGCAGCACGCUGCUGCCCCGCUUCCUGGGCAUGUACCGGGUGAGCGUGGACAGCGAGGAGACCUACCUGCUCGUCAUGCGGAACAUGUUCAGCCACCGGCUGCCCGUGCACCGGAAGUACGACCUCAAGGGCUCCCUCGUGUCCCGAGAAGCCAGCGACAAGGAGAAGGGCAAAGACCUGCCCACGCUCAAGGACAUGGACUUCCUCAACAAGAACGAGAAGGUCUACGUGGGCGAGGAGGACAAGAAGGACUUCAUGGAGAAGCUCAAGAGAGACGUGGAGUUCCUGGUGCAGCUGAAGAUCAUGGACUACAGCCUGCUGCUGGGCAUCCACGACGUGGCGCGGGCCGAGCAGGAGGAGGAGGAGGAGGCGGAGGAGGAGGAAGGCGGGGGCGACGAGGCGGGGGCCGUCGUGGGCUCCUACGGCACCUCCCCGGAGGGCAUCGGCAGCUACCUCAACUCCCACCGCCCGCUGGGCCCCGGCGAGUUCGAGCCCUACGUGGACGUCUACGCCAUCGGCAGCGCUGAGGGCGGCCCCCGCAAGGAGGUGUACUUCAUGGGCCUCAUCGACAUCCUCACGCAGUACGACGCCCGCAAGAAGGCCGCCCACGCCGCCAAGACCGUCAAGCACGGGGCGGGGGCCGAGAUCUCCACGGUGCACCCCGAGCAGUACGCCAAGCGCUUCCUCGACUUCAUCACCAACAUCUUCGCCUAGGGGGGGGCCCCCCCCGGCCUGCUCCAGGGCUGGGCCCCCCCCGCCAGCUCCGGGGCUGAGCCCCCCCCUCGCUCCAGCUGCUCCAGGCACGGUGCCCCCCCCGCCUGCGAGCGGGCAGCCCCCUUGGCGCCCGCAGGGGUUUGCUACUCAAGUGCCUUAUUUUUCCUUGGGGGGGGGCAGAGGGGGGGUCCAGCCCUGCUGUAUGCAAUAAGCUGGGGGGCUUCUGUCCCCCUCCACCUGGCACGGGGUCCUGGGGCCCCUCCUGCCCUGGCUGCGUUGCUCCGGCCCCCCCCGCUCUGGGGCGAGGGGGGGCAAUUAAACACUACUUGCCCAUGGGCUCUUGGGGGGGUGGGAGGUUCCCCCUUGCUCCCCCCCCCCCAAAGGGGGCUGUUCCUGGGGGUCCCUGUGUUUCACUGACAGUCCUGGGGUGUCCCCUGGGGGGAGGAGGGCCCUGGGGGGGGAGUAGCCCCCCCCCCUUUCCGCUGUUAUGGGUCUGGCUGCUGGGGGGGGUUACAGCCAGCCUGCCCCCCCCCCCCCCAGUGCACAUGGGGCAGGGGGUGCAUGGCCCUGACCGUGUUACAAGUGGGACCACAGGGGGGGGCAGCCCCAGACCCCCCAUGUCCCCCCUCCCCUUCCACUAUCAGUGGGGUCCUGGGGGGGGGUGACCCCUGCCCCCCCCCCCCACUGGGGGGUCAUGGAGGGGGCUGCCCCCCCCCCAACUGUAUCCUGAGAAAUAAAUUAUUGAACCGGC
Molecule: messenger RNA, 2034 nt
Organism: Dromaius novaehollandiae (emu)
Lineage: Eukaryota; Metazoa; Chordata; Aves; Casuariiformes; Dromaiidae
Gene: PIP4K2C
Product: phosphatidylinositol-5-phosphate 4-kinase type 2 gamma
Exons: 10
Coding region: 3-1283 (426 amino acids)
Biological process (GO): phosphatidylinositol phosphate biosynthetic process
Cellular component (GO): plasma membrane
Molecular function (GO): 1-phosphatidylinositol-4-phosphate 5-kinase activity; 1-phosphatidylinositol-5-phosphate 4-kinase activity
Source: RefSeq, a predicted model, not a curated record